Messenger RNA from Bemisia tabaci, 6079 nucleotides. The record is from RefSeq and is a predicted model, not a curated record. Lineage: Eukaryota; Metazoa; Arthropoda; Insecta; Hemiptera; Aleyrodidae.
UUGCGCCCGGCAUGGGGCCCUUAUGGGUCGCGGGCCUGGUGAUCGUCUCUGUGUUGAGCGGGCCAUGCCUCUGCGACACGAGCACAACCCCGAGCUCGACCAACGCUACCACCGCCGCAACCAUCUCCAAGUCCAAACCCAACGAUACUGCCAUAGAGACAUCCACCGAUAUUGACGAGUACGAACUACUUCCAGAGGCGGCAUCUCUCACCGGUGAUCAGGAAUGGAUCGACGGUCCUGAUGAUGGUUCGGAGGAUGAGAUCAUAGAAGAAGACGCUGAUGACAUCGAGACAGCAGGUUCCGAGGUUGUCUCCACAGUCGUGAAACAAGACGAAACAGGGAACGGAGAGGAGGAGCCUGGAAUGAGACGACGCCGGAAAAAGGGUCGGAAGAGGCGACGCCGAAUGCGGAAACGCCCCAGGACAACAACACCAAACUCCGCAGAAGCAGACGUUUAUCCAACACCCCCUCCAAGCGCAAGCGAGGAACCAGAAAAAGUUCCUGUUGCAGCGCAAGAUGAACAGAGCGAGACUUACCCUCGUCGGCGUCCAGGCAAGAGGCGUCGUCGACCAUGGGCCCGCCCCAGCACUGAGGCACCAAUAGACACCCCUGAAAUUCAGGACCCUCAGGUUCCUCAAGAGCAACAGCCUCCUGUGCCAGAGGAAGCAUCCGAAGAGCCACAAACACCAGCACCUAGACCUCGACGAAGGAAGCGACCAAAGAACCGCACCAAGAUUCCGAUAGAGAACAUUAACUCUCAAGAGACAACUGAGGCACCAAAGAACGAGGAUGCCAGUGGGUUGCCGGAGAAUCAUAAACAGUAUGACGGUGAGCAAGCUCCUGAGCGCUACGCCCCGGAGCAGCCGAAAGGUUCUGGUGGCGAGGCGAUUAGUUUAAUUUCAAGAGAAGAGCUGGAGAGGGAUCGGAAACAAUUCGCUGAGCAGAGUAAUCGUGAAAAAGUUCCCUAUAAUGCAGGAGACGAUUUGAAACCUGGGAAGCAGGCUGUUCAAAAGCCAGCGCCAACUAAAGCGACGGUUCAAUAUCCAUUAGAGCAGAGACCGAUCAACGUAGAGCAAAGGCCGAAAGAAAACACGUUGGAGCCAAAACCUAAAGAACAUCAUGAGCAAAGGAUAAAAGUCUAUCCUGUGGAGCAGAAACCAAAGGAUUAUCUUUCAGGAGAGCAGCAACAUAGAGAUUACAUUAGUGGUGGACAGAAGCAGAAAGAAUACGCGACUGAGCAGAAACCUAGAGAUUUCCCACCGCCUGAACAGAAACCUAAAGAAAAUACAAAUGUUGAGCAAAAGUUCAAAGAUUAUCAAAAUUUUGGUCCCACAAACCGACCAAUAUCUGGUAAGCAGCAACCCCAGCAGCAGACUCCAAAACAUCCAGAAGUAGAUAAAAUUAGAGAGCCUGGUCCAGUUUUCCAGAAUAUUCCGUUUAGACCAAUCGGAUAUGAUGGUUUCCAACAAUACCAAAAGUUUUACGGCAAUGAUCCUGGUAUUAAUGGCACUCAGCAGAAUAGACAAAAACAACAGGAACAGCUUAAAGUGCAGACUGAAAAAGCUUUGAAGCCGACCGGAUCCUCACCAUUGAAAAUUCAAGAUAAUACCGAUGAAAGGUACCAACAAAGCACCACCAAAGUACCGCCAAAAUUUGUAAAUACAAACAGCAAUUCUUUUGGAAACCAACCUCCACCAAGCAAAGUGCCAGAAAUUAGCAAUUCUGGUUACGGUCCAGGUUAUGGUCCUCCCAAACCUAAUCAUGGCUCAUUUUCACAAGGACAGAAAGAGGGAAAACCAGAUCAAGAGAGACCAAGUAGUUUCCAAUCUCACCAGAAACCACUUUUCAAUGUACAACAAGGCCCAGUGCAAAAUUCUAAACCUAAACCUAUUGGGACCAAAGAUACAGAACCUCAAAGUACAACUUACAAGCCAUCUGGUUUCCCUCACAAACUUCACAAUGAAAAUCUUUUAAGUCAUAACCGACCUGAAAAUAACCAAUACCAAAAGCCUCCGCCUGGUUACCAAGCAAAUCAAAACUUCCAUGAUAACAGUCAUAGGCCCAAAGGACCGCCACCAAACCUCAGCAGCGAAGGAUUCCACAAGAGUAUAAAACCUGAUGGUUUCAACGCUCCUCCAUUAGUGAACAGCAGGGUCCCCAGUGUCCCACAACAAAACAUACUCAAGCAAAUCGCAAGUCAAAACCACCAAUUCCCUGCUCAUGCAAGUGUAAUUGUGUCAGAUCUUGAAACGAAUUCUGCAAAACCACAAUACAAUGACCUGGAUGAUCUACACAGUAAGUUCCGACCGCAAUCAAUCGAACAAUUUAAUCAUCAGCUUGUUGAUCCUACUCUCCUUACUUCACCGGUACUUUUUGAGCCUCCAGUCCCACCAGUGUUUGAAGAUGAAGUGCAAGCAACUAAAUUACCUGUGAGUAAAGUGCAAUUGCCACCAAUCCAGUAUCCGAAGGCGAAAUUCCCUCCAGCUCCUUUCCUGCCGUCUUCACAAAAACAACUCCCUAAUACACAAUUCCAGAGACAAGCAGAACCAGCGCCUUUCCGUCUUCCGCAGAAGCCAGAACUACCAUUGACACCUAUUACUCUACCAACGCAAAGCACCCAUCAACAAUCUUUUGCUAACCAGAAAAAGGCACCACCACAGCCACCAUCUGCACCUACCCAUGAGAAAGGAAAGCAAAGCAUCCAUGUGCCUUCAUUGGAAAAUAAUGAGGAGAAACCAUUUGUCCCGACAAAUGUUCAACAAACUACAACCACCGAAUCUGAAACAGUGGGCUACGUAGAUGUGCAAACGACGAAAGCACCUGCUGCAGAUACAACCACACGAAAAACACCUUUCAACCAUUCGAAGCGUUUGCCACCUACCUCCGCUGUGAUUAGAAAGCGGGUGCGUCCACGUCCGUCUAAAAACACAACAGAAACUGUUCCGACUCAAGAAUCUGAUAAUAAAGAAAACCUAAGUGAAAAAUACAGAGGAGGCGCUAGAGGCAAAAAUACUUAUCGUCAGCACUUGACAGAAAUCAAGCCCACUCCACAGACUCCAGAUCAAUCAGAAAUAGAGCAGAGUGAGAACUAUGAAUCCGAGUCAGGCCACAAAUCUUUAUCUGCAUAUGGAAAUGAUGGAGUUUUCACAAACUACGAGGGAGAAGAAACUACCAAAGCUAAGCAGAAUAAAGCUCGAUACACAACUUCAUUCCCCGAAAGCAUUAUUGAGGAAACUACUCCCAAACCAGGUAGAUUUGGUUUACACCAUGUGUCAGCCCAACAAGAAAUUCUUAGACAAACACUCCAAAAACAAUCAAAGGAUACUGUGCGAGCAGAAGAAAGCACAGACGUGCCAUUCGUUCCAAAUAAAUUGCCUGCGGAUGAAAUAGAAUUGGACGAUUCACAUUACGAAAGUGUUCCUCAGCCUGUACUUCCAAGUUCCAAAAAGCCGCACAGCUUCACGCCCCGUAAGAGGCAACGGACGAGAGGCCCUGACACAAUUUUAGUUACGACUUCAACAACACCCAAGAUCAGUCAGCUGGAAAUAAUCACAGACCGACCAAAAUACUCUACCGCUGAUGAGUAUGAAUUCAUGGUUUCGGAUGAGGAACUCCUUAAAAUGAUGAAACCUAUGAUGGGCGAUGAUUUUACUGAUCAACAAGAUACACAGGAAUUACGUUUCAAAGCAGCUAAUAUUCAUGGGGUCAAGGAUGAAAUUCUAGACUUGAUCAAAACAGAUUCAGGUUCAGCUCGACUAUCACGGAUAUUGAGGUUGAGAAACAUGUCACUAGAUGAUUUGAUCAAACACCGAGAACGCGGAUCCAGUCAACUCCAUUUAUCGGAAAUUUUCACUCACAGACAACAUUUGGAGCCAACAAUCCAGCCUGGGCCGCCGGAAAUAUUCUCGGCGUCAAACUUUGGUAAAAACUCAGAUGACGAUGUUGCUGCACAAAUUACGCCUAUUUUUGAGUCAAAUUUCAUCAAGAGCAAGGGUGAAACAGACCAAACUAAAGCAACAGUUUCUCUGACUGAAAUAAAAACAUUUGAGGGCAGCAAUGCUAAUGACAAAGACAACAACCGCGAGCCAAAAGUCUUUGAGAGUAUGCCAUCAUUUACUCUUCGAACGGAUAUUUUGGAACAAAUAAAUGAGAAGAAAGAAAACCCACCAAAAACUGACUCCAGCUGGAGGUUCUUCGGCCAAGUCAAUAAACCUCAGAGGCCAUACGAAGAUGUUGUUAUAUCGUAUACAAGUACAAAUCGUUACCCGUACAGAAAACCAUCUGUUGAGGAGAUUGACGACAUCAUACUACUGUCAGAUACAGAGCAAUACGAUGCACCAAGGAGUAAUGUCAUUCAUGCCAAAGUCCUUGCUGAUAGUGGUGGAGAGCGGCGUGACCAAGAAUUUUUCAAUGAAACUAAAAAACUCUCAACAGGAGUCAAAUCUGCAAUACUUGUCAGUGGUGCCAUAAUUGGAAUAGCAGUUCUUGGUUUCUUUGCUUUAAUGAUCUCAUGCAGGAUAAAACAGAAAAAAGCUCGAUUGAGAGCACAACGUGAUAUCUUAUGUGAUCAUUUCCACGAGGAAUUGCGAAGUAGCGCAAGAAGUACUAGUCCAGUCAUGCCUCCAGGAAUGGAGGAAAACACAUGUGAACAUGGUGUCCGGUCUACAGCCAUACCGACACGACACUAUAACAACAGACAUUAUUAUUUAUGGCGAACACUUAGAAAAACUUUUCAGUAUGAGUAAAAUGCAGUUCAAGUUAUGAAAUAAAAAAGACGAAUCAAAGACUGUCACUAAAUGAAUCUCCUUUCAUAAUACUAGCUGCAGAGUAAAUGAUCAUAGGACCAAUAGGUCUCAUGAUAGAAGAAUUUAUGUCUAGCUUCAAAUUUUUUCUAUGCCAAUAUGACAGCUGGUUCGGAGAGUUUCAAAACUGAAAACAUUUUUAACCUAUUCAGAAUUUGUCAAAUAUGUUCAAACUGGUAGAAUGUCUCUGAAAAAUUUACUCAGCUCAGAAAAACAUCCAAAGAAUCCAGUCUAGAUUGAUUAUUAAAUUUUUCUGAGUUGCUGUUAUUUCUUUCAUUUUCAUUCUGGCUUGAGGCCUCUAAUUCAUUGAUUUAAGUUCCAAAUUUUAAUUUUAGAGACCUGAUGUAAAUACACUUAUUAUAGACUGAAAUACGAAAAUGAUACGUAAGCGAUUUUGAACCAAGAAGUUCAAAAUCUGGCCACUGCGAAUCUCAUGCCAGUGUGACCUCUUCUCGAGGCUUUUGUAAUUAUGUACAUAGAAAGAACCAAAAUCAUAAUUUUUUUUUCUUCCCUAUUAUGAACCGCAGAUUGAAAAUGAUUGAAAGAAAACUUCUUCAAACUACAGCAGAAGAACAUUCUUUCUUGAUUUGUAAAUAAAACUGUAAUUAUUUUCCCUAUAAAAAUGUGAGCAAGCAGCCAAUUUAUGAUUCAACAAAACAAAUUAAAAAUGAAUUUCAGAGUGAUUGAUCAAAUUACAAGAAAAACCAGAAUUGUCUCAAUAUUAUUGAUCUAGUCAAGCUUAGCACGUCCAAAAUAUCUUGGGAAAGAGAGAGAAAUUUCCAAAGAUUGAGACAAAGAAUAUGAAAGUUCAACCAAUGGGUGCAAAAAAAACCUUAUCUACUAAGGAUUCUUUGAAAAUAUAUUUGCUCGCACACUUGCUUUAUGAUUGAUCCGGGGAAAUGUGACAUUUUGGCCCUAUAACUUAUCAAGUUUUUUAGAUAAAAUUCAAGCAAAUAAGAUGCAAAAAUCAUUUCACAAUCGUAAUACAACCCAGGUCCUCAAAAAGACUUGCUUUUUCCUUUAAAAAUUGAUAAACAGUUACUCUUUUAAUUUAGAGAGUCUAAAUUAUCCUCCAAUCCACUAUAAAAUGCAAAAAAUUAAUUGAUGAAAUUCAAAUACUUAAUUUGUACGUAGCUUGUGAAGAAUGAAAUACCCGUCAAACCCAUGAAACUGUACAAAAAUACUUUAGCAUAAAAAGAUUAUUUAUUUUUUACAGAAAAAUUGUGUACGGUGCAAUAUUAGUUUAAGGAAAUUUAAUUAUAGUGAUAAAACGAAAA